AUUUUUAUAUUUCUUCAAGAAUUCUUCUACCUAAUUAUGGCCUUAGAGGCUGUUGUUUAUCCGCAAGAUCCAUUCUCCUACAUCUCUUGCAAAGAUUUUCCUUUUUACGACUUAUACUUUCAAGAAGAAGAAGAUCAAGAUCCACAAGACACCAAGAACAACAUUAAGCUAGGGCAAGGACAAGAACCUAAUGGGUUUGCGAGUUAUAAUUACAACGGUAAAAGCGGAGAUAACAGUGAUAAUUAUAAUUACAACGAAGAGGAUCUUCAAUGGCCACGAGACCUUCCUUAUGGAUCUGCCGUUGAAACCGAGAACCAGCCUCCACCGUCGGAUGUGGCUGCUGGAGGAGGGAGGAGGAAAAGGAGGAGGACGAGGAGUAUCAAGAACAAGGACGAGAUUGAGAACCAGAGGAUGACUCACAUAGCGGUCGAGAGAAAUCGCCGGAAACAGAUGAACGAGUACCUCGCCGUUCUCCGUUCUCUUAUGCCACCUUCUUAUGCUCAAAGGGGAGAUCAAGCGUCGAUAGUAGGCGGAGCCAUCAACUACUUAAAGGAGCUUGAGCAUCAUUUACAAUCAAUGGAGCCUCCGGUCAAGACCACUGUCGAAGACGCCGGAGCCGGCUGCGACCAGAUCAACACAACCGCAGCUAGCUCAUCGGGACCAUUCUCGGAUUUCUUUGCAUUUCCUCAGUACUCGAACCGGCCUACGUCUGCCGCGGCGGCUGAGGGGAUGGCGGAAAUAGAAGUGACAAUGGUGGAGAGCCAUGCGAGUCUGAAGAUACUUGCUAAAAAGCGACCGAGACAGCUUCUUAAACUGGUCUCAUCGAUACAGAGCCUAAGGCUCACUCUUCUCCAUCUCAACGUCACCACUCGAGACGACUCCGUCCUCUAUUCCAUCAGCGUCAAGGUUGAAGAAGGUAGCCAAUUGAAUACAGUGGAAGAUAUUGCAGCAGCUGUGAAUCAAAUCCUAAGGAGGAUCGAAGAAGAGUCAUCCUUUAGCUAAUAUUGUUGAAUAUUAGUUAUGACACAUUUAGAGGAACUCUAAUUUUUCAUGUGUGGUCUUUUACUCUCUCUUUUUCAUAUAUUAAACUAAAUAAAGUUAAAUAUUAAAA
Messenger RNA from Arabidopsis arenosa, 1111 nucleotides. Lineage: Eukaryota; Viridiplantae; Streptophyta; Magnoliopsida; Brassicales; Brassicaceae. The record is from the annotation of a GenBank genome assembly.